UUUUAAACGGGACCCGGGGUACGUGACUAGCGAUGUAUCGAAAUUAAACAUCGAUCGCUCCGCGUACGGCGAAGCGAUAUACGAUUGAAUGGUACCGUAACGCGGACAGGCUCAAGACGAAACGAUUCGAUCGUUAAAACUGCUCGAUAAAUAAAAUGGGAAUAUAUAAUUUUCGUUUAAUCUGAUGCAUGCUAGUGAAAAGUUGUCAGUGUUCGUACGAGAAAAUGUUUAGCGACAUCGCGGCUCUCCUUACGGUAUAGCCCCGACCCUUACUACCAACAGCGACCUCUGUGCUGUGUAUAGUAUUUCGCCACUUGAUAUUAAUUCAAAUUUAACCAAGUUCAGUGUAACUUUGUGUUUUGUGUGCGCAUCAUCAGUGAAAAUAUAUAAAAGAAAAAAUAACAAAACAAAAUGUCCGACGCCGCAGUAGCAUCCGAAGCAACAGCGCCCGCGACUCCCGCGAAGAAACCGAAGGCAUCCGCGGGAGCCGGAGGCGCCGCGGCCAAGAAGCCAAAGGCAAAGCCCACCCACCCUAAGACAUCGGAGAUGGUGAACAGCGCGAUCAAGGAGCUCAAGGAGAGGAGCGGCUCAUCGCUGCAGGCGAUCAAGAAAUACAUCGCCGCCCAGUACAAGGUGGACGCGGAGAAGAUGGCGCCGUUCAUCAGGAAGUAUCUGAAGAGCGCCGUCGAGUCCGGCGCGCUGAUCCAGACAAAGGGAAAGGGCGCAUCCGGCUCGUUCAAGCUGGAAUCCAAAUCGUCGUCGGCCAAGAAACCCGCGGGCGGCAAGGCCGCCGCGUCCGCCGUCGCCGGCCGCUCCAAGAAGGUCGCAUCGGCGUCUGUCGCCGCCGGCGCCAGGAGCGGUAAGAAGACCGCCGCAGCCGCCGCCGCCGCGGCAGCGGCGUCUCCCUCGAAGGCCAAGACCGCGGCCGCCACCGCCAGGGACAAGAAAGCCGCCGCCGCCGCAAAGAGGAAGAAGCCCGCCGCAAAGAAGGCCUCCGCCGCCGCCUCCCCGGCCAAAGCGAAGGGCGCCGUCUCCAAGGCGAAAAAGACCGCUAAGCCGCCGACGAAGAAGCCCAAAGCGCCCAAACCUAAGAAGGCGGCGCCCAAGGCGAAACCCGCCGCCAAGAAGGCCGCCGCUGCGAAGAAGUAAGCUAGCGUCGUCGCUCGCUCGCCUCGGCCGCCUCAUCGGACGGACAGACAUCGCCAGUCGCCGUGUGUGUGUGUGUAUGUGCGUACCCACCCGGCGAUGAUGCGUGCGUUCAUAAAGUUCUGCGUGCGGCGUUACAACCGCAACAAACAAUAAAAAGCCCUUUUCAGGGCUAACAAAUAUUUCCUCAAAUGAUAAGAGACACGACUCGUGUCUCGUGUCUCUCGUGUGUUUACAUUUAUUACUCCCUCGUACUCCUACCUCCUACUACAACUAUAAUAUGGUUACACCGGUCAGUCACUGGCCAGGUGGUACCUAGUAAAUUACCUACCUAAUGGUUGAUUGGUCUCUAAUGUACACAAUAAACGAAAACAAACAAUACGUACGUGCGAUAUCAUCCCGCCACUGUCACUGCACUCUGCACUCUGCACUUUCACCGAUAACAUUCGCACUGCAAAUAAAUAAA
Messenger RNA from Pararge aegeria (speckled wood butterfly), 1612 nucleotides. Its product is annotated as histone H1B-like. Gene Ontology annotation, cellular component: nucleus; nucleosome. Gene Ontology annotation, molecular function: nucleosomal DNA binding; double-stranded DNA binding; structural constituent of chromatin. The transcript has a single exon. The record is from RefSeq and is a predicted model, not a curated record. The coding region runs from base 412 to 1149 and encodes 245 amino acids. NCBI's taxonomy places the organism in Eukaryota, Metazoa, Arthropoda, Insecta, Lepidoptera, Nymphalidae. Gene Ontology annotation, biological process: negative regulation of DNA recombination; nucleosome assembly; chromosome condensation.